AUGACAACUUUUGAUGCGUACGUCCAAAAUGAUGAUAAACAAAUUGAUUUUGAUAAUAUUAAAUUAAAACCAUUAAAAAUUGUUGAUGGUGAUGAUGAUGAUAAAUCAUCAAGAAUAUCAAAUGAAUUUGAACAAACAAAUAAACAAGAUAUUAAAAAUAGUUUAUUAAAACGAGCUACAUCAAUAACAAAUAAAUUAACAGAUACAUUUAAUCGUUUAACAUCAACAACAUCAACAUUAAUUACAAUAAAUAAUAAUGAACAUUUUAAUUCUCUAAAUCAAUAUCAAUUUUCAUAUGAUUUAUUUAAUAAAAAUAAUCUUCUUCAUCCAUAUAUAUCAAUUCAUAGUCUUGAUAUAAUAAAUAAUUCAAAUAUAAAUUCAUAUUUAAUUGGUGCAAGUAAUCGUUUAUAUCGUCAACAAAAUAAUAUUGAUUUUAUUUUAACUGAUUAUGAUGAUGAUUUUAUAAUUCAAUCAUCAAUAUUAAAACAACAACUUCAAUUAACAACAGCUGAUUUAAGAUUUAUUCAAUUAUUUGAAGAUUCACAAUCAAAUGUUCAAAGUGAAGAAGAAAUUCGUCGUUUAUUUAAAAUCUAUUUGUUAUCAUUAUUAAGUGUAGCUCGAACUCCUUAUGAUGAAGUGAUAAAUGAUUUUAAUCCAUUAUUUGUUAAAUCAUUUCAAUCAACAAAUGCAUUUCGUUUAUGGCAAUCAAAAGGAUCUUAUCCAUAUAUUGAUCAAAUUCUUCCACAACAUCCUCAAGCAGGACAACUUAAUGUAACUGAUGUUAAAUUACGUGCUGCUCAUGUUCUUGAUGAUACUGAAACUGGUAGAAAAUUAAAAGGCGCAUUUGAAGAUACAUCUCAAUUUAUGGGGGGAAAAUCUCGAGCAGCAACUAAAGUACUUGGACAAGCAAAGAAUUCUCUAUUUAGUUCAGUUAUUGGAACAAUAAAUCAAGUCAAAUAA
Rotaria sp. Silwood2 is the source of this 960-nucleotide messenger RNA. Lineage: Eukaryota; Metazoa; Rotifera; Eurotatoria; Philodinida; Philodinidae. The record is from the annotation of a GenBank genome assembly.